AUGCAGAUGCCUGAAGAAAUGCACCAAGAUGAGGAGGCUGAGACCUUUGCCUUCCAGGCUGAGAUCGCUCAGUUGAUGUCCCUGAUUAUCAACACCUUCUAUUCCAACAAAGAGAUCUUUCUCAGGGAGUUGAUUUCCAACGCUUCUGAUGCUCUGGACAAAAUCCGCUAUGAAAGCCUGACCGACCCCACCAAGCUUGACAGCGGCAAGGAUCUGAAAAUCGAUGUCAUCCCCAACAAGGCUGAACGCACCCUGACCCUAGUUGACACUGGAAUUGGCAUGACCAAAGCCGACCUCAUUAACAAUCUGGGUACCAUUGCCAAGUCUGGUACCAAGGCCUUCAUGGAGGCCCUGCAGGCUGGUGCUGACAUCUCCAUGAUUGGUCAGUUUGGUGUGGGUUUCUACUCUGCCUACCUUGUUGCUGAGAAAGUGGUUGUUAUCACAAAGCACAAUGAUGACGAGCAGUAUGCCUGGGAGUCCUCUGCUGGAGGUUCCUUCACAGUCAAGGUCGACAACAGUGAGCCCAUUGGCCGCGGUACAAAGAUUGUCCUGCACCUGAAGGAGGACCAGACAGAGUAUAUUGAGGAGAAGAGGAUCAAGGAGAUUGUGAAGAAGCACUCUCAGUUCAUUGGCUACCCAAUCACCCUCUUUGUUGAGAAGGAGCGUGAUAAGGAGGUCAGUGAUGAUGAGGCAGAGGAGGAAAAGGCAGAAAAGGAGGAGAAAGAGGAAGGUGAGGACAAGCCAAAGAUUGAGGAUGUGGGCUCAGAUGACGAGGAGGACUCCAAAGACAAGGACAAGAAGAAGAAAAAGAAGAUCAAGGAGAAAUACAUUGACCAGGAGGAGCUGAACAAGACCAAGCCCAUCUGGACCAGGAACCCAGAUGACAUCACAAAUGAGGAGUACGGCGAGUUCUACAAGAGUCUAACCAAUGACUGGGAGGAUCACCUGGCUGUCAAGCAUUUCUCAGUGGAAGGCCAGCUGGAGUUCCGUGCCUUGCUCUUUAUCCCCCGCCGUGCACCUUUUGACCUCUUUGAGAACAAGAAAAAGAAGAAUAACAUUAAACUCUACGUCAGAAGAGUCUUCAUCAUGGACAACUGUGAAGAGCUCAUCCCAGAGUAUCUGAACUUUAUCCGUGGUGUUGUGGAUUCUGAGGACCUGCCCCUCAACAUCUCCAGAGAAAUGCUGCAGCAGAGCAAGAUCCUGAAGGUCAUCCGUAAGAACAUUGUCAAGAAGUGUCUGGAGCUCUUUGCUGAACUGGCUGAGGAUAAAGACAACUACAAGAAAUUCUACGAAGCUUUCUCCAAGAACCUCAAGCUGGGUGUGCACGAGGACUCUCAGAACCGCAAGAAGUUGUCUGAGCUGCUCCGCUACCACAGCUCCCAGUCUGGUGACGAGACCACCUCCCUUUCAGAGUACGUGACCCGCAUGAAAGAAAACCAGAAGUCAAUCUACUACAUUACUGGUGAGAGCAAAGAUCAGGUGGCCAACUCGGCCUUCGUUGAGCGUGUCCGCAAACGUGGUUUUGAGGUCUUGUACAUGACUGAGCCCAUUGAUGAGUACUGCAUCCAGCAGCUGAAGGAGUUUGAUGGCAAGACUCUGGUGUCUGUCACCAAAGAGGGUCUGGAGCUGCCAGAGGAUGAGGAGGAGAAGAAAAAGAUGGAGGAGGACAAGGCCAAGUUUGAGAACCUCUGCAAGCUCAUGAAGGAGAUCCUUGAUAAGAAAGUAGAGAAGGUGACUGUGUCAAACAGACUGGUGUCAUCACCCUGCUGCAUUGUGACAAGCACCUACGGCUGGACGGCCAACAUGGAGAGGAUCAUGAAGGCCCAAGCACUCAGGGACAACUCCACCAUGGGCUACAUGAUGGCCAAGAAGCACCUGGAGAUCAACCCUGACCACCCCAUCAUGGAGACUCUCAGGCAGAAGGCAGAGGCUGACAAGAAUGACAAGGCUGUGAAGGACCUCGUCAUCCUGCUGUUUGAAACCGCACUGCUGUCUUCAGGCUUCUCCCUGGACGACCCACAGACCCACUCCAACCGCAUCUACAGAAUGAUCAAACUUGGACUGGGGAUCGACGACGAUGACAUUCCUGCAGAGGAGACCACCACUACAGCAGUCCCAGAUGAGAUACCUCCCCUAGAAGGCGACGCUGAGGACGAUGCUUCACGCAUGGAAGAAGUGGAUUAAACAAGACCGACACCCCCAGAUUUCCAACACAUUAUCCUUCCCUUUCCAAUUGUUCAUCCUUAAAACUUUUAAAAAACAAAUAGUUAUUCAUGUUGUGUGGUGGAUCAGUGUUGCUCUUGAGCCUGGAGCGUUACACUGAAGAGGUCUUUAAGAAAGGCAGUCUUGAUUUUUGCUGUAGAAGUUCAUGGUGACGCCACAUUUGUUUUAACGAGAACCCUGUUGCACUGAGUUUUAAAUAUCGGAGCGGUAAAUGUGUGAACACGCAAGAGGUACAUUCCACAAUCGCGUCUGGAGGGUUUGAGGAGGUUCUGUUGAUGUGCAACACUGCACGCUGCAUGGAGAGAGGACUGUAUGAUUCCUUUGCCUGAGUUCAGGCUUGUCUGUAAUUCCGAGUCUUGUUUUGCAAAAAAAUUAAAGAUGUGAGACCUUA
Molecule: messenger RNA, 2614 nt
Organism: Archocentrus centrarchus (flier cichlid)
Lineage: Eukaryota; Metazoa; Chordata; Actinopteri; Cichliformes; Cichlidae
Gene: hsp90ab1
Product: heat shock protein 90, alpha (cytosolic), class B member 1
Exons: 11
Coding region: 1-2184 (727 amino acids)
Biological process (GO): protein folding
Molecular function (GO): ATP-dependent protein folding chaperone; ATP binding; ATP hydrolysis activity
Source: RefSeq, a predicted model, not a curated record